Candidula unifasciata is the source of this 1008-nucleotide messenger RNA. The record is from the annotation of a GenBank genome assembly. Lineage: Eukaryota; Metazoa; Mollusca; Gastropoda; Stylommatophora; Geomitridae.
AUGAGCAAACGUAAAGCAGAAACGGAAAACCCUAAUGCAGAAUUCUGUGAUUUCCUGAUGGAGCUGGCAAAUUAUGAGAAGAAUGUGAAUCGGGCUGUACAUAAAUAUAAUGCUUACAGAAAAGCUGCUGGUGUUUUGGCAAAGCAUCCCACCAAAAUUAAAAGUGGUGCAGAGGCAAAACAGCUGGAUGGUAUUGGAGAGAAAAUUGCUAAGAAAAUUGAUGAGUUUAUUAAAACAGGGAAGCUAGACAAAUUGGAAAAAAUCCAUGCAGAUGAUCACAGUAUGGCUAUCAAUGAGCUGACAAAAGUGACUGGAAUAGGUCCAGCUGCUGCUAAGAAAUUAGUUGGUGAAGGCAUAAUGUCCAUUGAAGAUCUAAGAAAAAAUGUGAACAAGCUGAACCACCAUCAACAGAUAGGGUUGAAACAUUUUGAGGAUUUUGAGAAAAGAAUUCCAAGAGAGGAGAUGGUUGAGCUACAGAAUCUGGUGCUAAAACAGAUUCAUGAAAUCGACAAAACUUACGCAGCAGAAGUUUGUGGGAGUUUUAGAAGAGGAGCAGAGAGCAGUGGUGACAUUGAUUUCUUGCUGACUCAUCCAAGUUACACAUCAACAUCUAAGAAAAGGCCAACACUGCUGCAUGAUGUGGUAAAAAAACUGGAGGAGAUACACUUUAUAACAGAUACAUUGUCACUUGGGGACACCAAGUUUAUGGGUGUUUGCCAGUUGCCAAAAUCAGCUGAUGGAACUGAGCAUUCAUUUAGAAGAAUUGACAUUCGGUUGAUUCCCUAUGACCAGUACCACUGCGCUUUACUUUACUUCACUGGCUCAGAUGUGUUCAACAUCAACAUGCGUAAAGAAGCUCAAGAGCAAGGCUUCAUCCUCAACGAGUACACCAUUCGCCCAGUGGGCAGCACAGGAGUUCCUGGAGAGCCACUGCCUGUCGCCUCAGAGGAAGACAUCUUUGAUUACAUAGGAAAGAAAUAUGUGGAACCAUCAAAACGGAAUGCCUGA